Coprinopsis cinerea okayama7#130 is the source of this 570-nucleotide messenger RNA. RefSeq lists its product as hypothetical. The transcript is spliced from 2 exons. NCBI's taxonomy places the organism in Eukaryota, Fungi, Basidiomycota, Agaricomycetes, Agaricales, Psathyrellaceae. The record is from RefSeq and is a predicted model, not a curated record. Bases 1 to 570 code for a protein of 189 amino acids.
AUGUUUCACACUGGAGAUUGUAUGGCCGGAUUUACAGCGAAGCUGAUUGAAGACUGGGACGUGAUUUUUGAUGAGGUUGAGCAAGGACGGCUACCGGACUAUUCUAUGGCGGAGGGGUGGAUAAUGGAUUCUCAAGCGUUCCAUGAACUAAUGCCAUGUGCGUGGUGGAAGGACAAGCCUGGAAUGGAGGAGAUCGCUUUUCCGACACCCACUGUAUCAGCCGGCGACGACACUACUCGACAGUCAACCCGCCCUUCAGCUCUUCUUGGAUUUACCGACACAAUGUCGGCGUGGAAAUUGUACUGCACCUAUCUUCGAUCAAGACUUCCUCCGUUAGGCUACUCGGAAGACUAUGCCAACGCCCUAGGACCCUGCGUGGAGGAGCUUGCCAGCUAUCGGGAUGGUGCCGCAGUGAUGAUGGAUCAUACUGCACAGGACGUUAUUCCCGAACUUGAGCGCGCGGUCAAUACUAUUUCGGACAUUUGUCUCUACCCUCUUUACCGGGACUGGUAUCGCAUUGGCAACAGAGCAGCUACCCUUGCACGACGCGGGCAGCAAAGCACGACUUAG